AAAUGAGCUCGGCACUGUCGUCUCCUUACUAAUUAGAGAGUCAGUCUCUCUUUUAGUUGCUUCAUCUGUUUCUCUCUAUCUUUCCUUCCCUCUUUCGAGGGUUUUUUUUUCUCUUUUUCCCCCUUUUUUUCCUUUUCUUUUUCUUUUUUUUCUUUUUUUUUCUUAAAAUUUAUUUUCCUUUUUUUCUUUUCGUUUCUUUUCAUUUCCCCCCUUCUUCCAGCCCUAACCCUAGAUUCUCAAUCACCACUCACAAACUGAAAAUCAGCUUGGUAGAUGAUGCAGCAUCACAGGCUUAAGCAACAAGCCAUGAUGCCGUACCCUCAUCCUGCUCUCGUAGCAGCUCCUCAGAUAGAACCUAUCUUGAGUGGAAAUCUGCCUCCUGGUUUUGAUUCAACUACAUGCCGAAGUGUAUACGUAGGAAAUAUCCACCCUCAGGUUACAGAACCCCUUCUUCAAGAGGUUUUCUCAAACACUGGACUCAUUGAAGGAUGUAAACUGAUUAGGAAAGAGAAGUCAUCCUAUGGUUUUGUUGAUUACUUUGAUCGCAGAUCAGCUGCUCUUUCCAUUGUGACCCUUAAUGGAAGACAUCUGUUUGGACAACCUAUUAAAGUGAAUUGGGCCUAUGCUAGUAGUCAAAGAGAAGAUACAUCAGGCCAUUUCAAUAUUUUUGUUGGUGAUCUUAGCCCAGAAGUUACAGAUGCUACAUUGUAUGCAAGUUUCGCUUUGUUUCCUAGUUGUUCAGAUGCAAGGGUUAUGUGGGACCAGAAGACUGGGCGCUCAAGGGGUUUUGGGUUUGUUUCUUUCAGGAAUCAGCAGGAUGCUCAGAAUGCAAUAAAUGAAUUAAAUGGGAAAUGGAUUGGAAGCCGACAAAUUCGGUGUAACUGGGCUGCAAAAGGUACUACAUCAAAUGAUGACAAGCAGAGUUCUGAUGCCAAAAGUGUGGUAGAGCUAACAAAUGGAACAUCAGAAGACAGCCAAGAAAAGAAUGAUGAUGCGCCAGAAAACAAUCCUCAGUAUACCACUGUAUAUGUUGGCAAUCUUGCUCCUGAGGUUACUUCUGUGGAUCUCCAUCGGCAUUUCUAUGGACUUGGUGCUGGGACUAUAGAGGAUGUGCGGGUGCAACGCGAUAAAGGUUUUGGUUUCGUAAGAUAUAGCACGCAUGCUGAAGCUGCCCUUGCUAUUCAGAUGGGAAAUGCUCGUAUUCUAUAUGGCAAACCAGUAAAGUGUUCAUGGGGUAGCAAACCCACUCCACCAGGAACAAGCUCUACCCCCCUUCCCCCGCCAGCUGCUGUGCGGAUGCCGGGUUUUUCAGCUGCUGAGCUUGCAACCUAUGAACGGCAGAUGGCUUUGAGUAAAAUGGCGGGUGCACAAGCUCUAAUGCACCCACAAAGUCAGCUAGCUCUGAAGCAGGCAGUCAUGGGAAUGGGUGCAGUCGGCACUAGUCAGGCAAUAUACGAUGGUGGGUUCCAAAAUGUUGCAACGACCCAGCAGCUUAUGUACUACCAUUAGUAUACUGUUAGUAGAACUACCCCAUGGGAGGAAUAAACACUUGGAAAACUGUAGGAUAAUGUUUAUUAUGUGACAUGCCUGCUGUGUAUUGAUAACAUGUGUUUCUUUUGGUAAUGAAUCAUAUGAUUAUACAA
This is a messenger RNA of Ricinus communis (castor bean), 1643 nucleotides long. RefSeq names its product oligouridylate-binding protein 1-like. Lineage: Eukaryota; Viridiplantae; Streptophyta; Magnoliopsida; Malpighiales; Euphorbiaceae. The transcript has 12 exons. The record is from RefSeq and is a predicted model, not a curated record. The coding region runs from base 274 to 1509 and encodes 411 amino acids. Gene Ontology annotation, molecular function: mRNA binding.